UGAGCAGCAAACCUCAUUAUUAGUGGAAGGCCUCUCAUUACCUCUCACGCCAUAUUAGGUGAUGAUUGCUGAUUACCUUGUGGGGUGCCACACCAUGCGAAAAGGAAAGGACGAUAUCUGAAGACAAGUGCCAAAUGCACAUUAAUGACCAGAAGCUUGGGGUCACUUAGGAAUUUUCAUGCUUUUGGAAGAAAACUCGAGCAAUUAUUGAUGAAAGCAAUAAUUGGAUGCAAUUAUUAUUUCCAAUGGAAGGAUGCAAUUAUUAUUUCCGUUGAAUCAAUCAGUUCAGUUUCAAACCAAUGUCUCCUAUUCGUUAUAUUUCUGACUAUUUUGGUGAAAAACAAGGACAUGUACCUCAGACUUUUGGACAGUAAACAGCAGGUGGCUACUGAAAUGGUCUUGAUUGAGUGCUAUCUAUACAGGACUUUCAUAAUUCCUUCUUUUUCAGUUACGAAACACAAUCAGAUUUCCAGGAGGCCUCAACCAGAGGAGCCCAUAGACGUUGCCGUCACUACACCAGAAGGGCAAGCUAGCUACCAAAAUAUUGAAGAAUUUGGUACUUGUGAGCCCACCUAUGUAGAUCCCAUUCCAACUAAUUUAUACGGAAAUGACCCUGAGGAAGAUCAGUGCUCAUACGAAAAUGUCUUUCCUACAUCUUCGAUCAAACAUCAAUCUGAUGGAUCAGAUUAUGAAAAUGCCGAUUUCCUGGUGCACAAUGAGAUAACUGAGGAUGAACUAGAUGAACCAGAUUAUGUCAACCAAGGAGAGACCUGACCUUGCACUUCACUAAAUGUAAAUUAUUUCUACACUGUGAAACAUUUGACCUUUCAAAGUGGAGGCAACACCAGUGGUGGUUCUAGUCAAAACUUUUAUGUCAAAGUACUGACACACAUCUCACCAACAGAAGAGAACCAUGUUACUUUCAACUCCUCUGACUCUCUUUAAUAAAAUGUAUAUUAUUAUUGUUUCAUUUUAAGUCAGUUGUUAUUGUGUCAUUUUAACAUGUUUAACUGUAACCAUAUGUUUUAAUUAAAGAAUUGUUCGCA
Molecule: messenger RNA, 1046 nt
Organism: Alosa alosa (allis shad)
Lineage: Eukaryota; Metazoa; Chordata; Actinopteri; Clupeiformes; Clupeidae
Product: LAT2 domain-containing protein
Exons: 8
Coding region: 145-774 (209 amino acids)
Source: RefSeq, a predicted model, not a curated record